Molecule: messenger RNA, 408 nt
Organism: Postia placenta MAD-698-R-SB12
Lineage: Eukaryota; Fungi; Basidiomycota; Agaricomycetes; Polyporales; Adustoporiaceae
Exons: 5
Coding region: 1-408 (135 amino acids)
Source: RefSeq, a predicted model, not a curated record
AUGUCAUGGGAGCUUUGGGGAGACGGUGGCGGAGGGUUCUUCUUCCUUCUAAAAGUACACGGUGGCGCUACAAUAGCAUCAACGGAAGGCCAGUCACCCGCUGGAACACCCGUUAUCUUCGUUCCUAGAAUUCAGGAGAAGAGUGAUCGGUGUGAACCAAAGCCUCAAUCUCGAUUCACUAAACUUCGGCAUGGUAAGCCUGAACAGGCUGAACUGCGUCUCGUGGUUUGGUCAACAGUCAUGGGGUGUGAGGUGUCGCGGCGCGGAAGCGACGUUCUCUUGGCCAACGGCGAUACGAAGGCUGAAUGUCCCGUCUCGUUCUCGCCACCACAGGCCGACAGCGCCUCCGACAGGGCGCAAGCGAUGGAAGGGGUUGGCCGGCCCGUUGCUCGGGAUGCCGGCACGUGA